AUGUCCUUAUUCUCGGUAUCAAAGCUACUCGGAAAGAGUCGCGCGAAAACCACCAAACGCGCUCCUUCGGAAGCUACGAGAUCAAAUUCUUUACUCAACUUGUCGAUUGGCGAAAAGGAAAAAAAUGCCACUCCAAAAUCUUCCACCAUUUUCCUCCCAACCCCACCUACGACAACCAUUUCUAGUACCACAAAACUAGAGCCGAACACGGACCUGGAGUCUGUGCUUGUAAAAGAACCAUCGCCGUCGCCGCCACCUGUCGUCUCCGAGUCCGAAUCCAUCGAAAUUAUCCCUCCUAUUGUCGACUCGCAGACAAGGCCAUCGUCCGUCGAAGAGCCAGGAUAUACUGUUAUACCCGAAAAAAAGACAGGAGAGGUAGCCGAGGGCGCUGAAUUUGUUGCGCCCUUGCAACCGGAGGCAAGAAGUUCCGAAACAGAGUGGACAGAGUUGGAGGCGACAAAGGACGAUAGAAAUGUACAGGAAAAAACCUUCGUAGCUGAGCCUCUCGACGUUGACAAUACCGUUCACGAAGCAGCCCAGAAUCUUCAGCAAGAUGCGGAAUUCCAACACGAGCACACGGAAGUAGAGCCUGUAAAAGAGGUCAUCACAGCACCCGAAACACAUGAGGAUAUCCAACUCACCUUGAAAAUCGCACAAGAGGAGAUUCAGGCUAAAUCACGAAUCAUCGAAGAACUUCUGGCCCAAACGGAGACCAUGGGGGUAGAAAUUGCCAGGCUCUCUAAGGAGAAGGAAAUUUUGAUUGAGGAGGCGAUGCGUCAGAAGGAAAGCUUGGUUGAAGAGACGAUGCGCGACAAGCAAGGCUUGGUCGAAGCGGCGAGACACGAAAAGGAGGAGCUCUUGGAGGAGAUCGAUCGAUUGAAGGGUAUCAUUGGUGUGGAAAGGCACGAUGCCCGCCAACAGCUUGCCUCUUUUGACAGGCAGAAAACCGAGCUACAUGCCCAGCUCGUAGCGCAGGAGGAGAACAUAGUUCAACUAGAGAUGCGUCUGGCGGAGGAACAGGAGAAGGCUAGGUCACAGGAGAUGCAGAUCAGUCGCCUGGAAGGGCGGCUUGUUGAAGGGCGUGAAGAGGUCGGGGCAGUCUACACUAGAACCCGCGACCUUGAACUUCUAUGCCAACGAUACCAGGAUGAAAUAGCCGAAGAACGAAGCCGAGUCGCGGAGAAGGAGAGCCACAUCCGGAUGGUCGAGAAAAACAACGAAAAUCUCGCAUCUCAGCUUGUCCACCUCCAAAGCAACUUAAAUGAAGCUGAACGCCAAAACCGGAUGUUUAUCGAUCAACUCCGUCGACAAUCCAACGAACUUCAGGCCAGCAAAAAUGGUAGCGGUUUGGCCAGCAGUAGCGUUACCCGCUUUGCGCCGUUGAUUCUGGGGAGAGCAUUGAUGAGUGGGCCAUCUCGGAUUGAAAGCGCGAUAUCGACGAUCAAGAUGCUCAACGAAGAGAUCUUCCAAACUGCCGCUGCCAUGACCGAUCAAUUGGAAAACAUCCCAAAGAGGUUCGUCGUCGAGGAUGAGAGCGCGUCUGCCAAGGCAGAGAUUCUGAAAUCGAUGCUUGGAUUAGAGCUUGUCAGAAAUCUCCAGGAAGAAGCACAGAUACCUUCAGAAGAACACAAUCCUCUCUUCGUCCAGACAGCGCUCCAAGGAUGCCUGACCGCCUCCUGCUUGCGCAUCAUCACUUCGUGGUAUCCCGCUGAAUGGGAAUAUGGCAAUUUUUUGUACGCUCUUUAUGAAAGGAUCCGGGGAACAGGUGGGCCAGAGAUUGCGUCGAUUUGGAAAAAGGCGACUCAACAGAGUUGUGUUCCUUCAACAGAUAGGAAUGCAAAACUGGUCACCUACUUGACCGAACAAAUCCAGGCAGUGUUGACCGUUUGUGGGUGGUCUCAACAAAGUGCAGUUGACGAAAUGCUGCGCGAUAAGUAUUCAAGAAACUUGGCUGGUAUGGUAUCUCAGGCGGUCCGCCUCAACACCUUGACAAUGGCAGGUGAAGGCCGGGAUCUCGAGGCUAUCCUCAUCGACGCUGGAAAGGUGUUCGACCCCAGGUGUAUGCAAAAUGAAAACCCCUUUGAGAGCGCCAGCCGGAAAUUGAACGUGACCGCGCCUCCAGACGAAGAAGUUGUCUGUACGACCGCCUUGGGUUUAAAAACGGUGCAAAGUAUGGCAGGCGAAAGCGAGCAAAUCCUCCUGAUGCCCAAAGUGUUCCUAAACGCCGGUUUACUGUAA
Messenger RNA from Psilocybe cubensis, 2238 nucleotides. RefSeq lists its product as uncharacterized. NCBI's taxonomy places the organism in Eukaryota, Fungi, Basidiomycota, Agaricomycetes, Agaricales, Agrocybaceae. The record is from RefSeq and is a predicted model, not a curated record. The transcript is spliced from 2 exons. The coding region runs from base 1 to 2238 and encodes 745 amino acids.